Folsomia candida is the source of this 1992-nucleotide messenger RNA. RefSeq names its product oxygen-dependent choline dehydrogenase 1. The coding region runs from base 48 to 1874 and encodes 608 amino acids. Lineage: Eukaryota; Metazoa; Arthropoda; Collembola; Entomobryomorpha; Isotomidae. The transcript has 8 exons. The record is from RefSeq and is a predicted model, not a curated record. Gene Ontology annotation, molecular function: flavin adenine dinucleotide binding; oxidoreductase activity, acting on CH-OH group of donors.
ACAGGGAUUUGCGAGGUGGAUGAUUUCAUACUUGAUUACUCAUCAUAAUGAAGUUAGCUUCGUUCAUACUUGGGUCAAUGUCACUCUUGAUCCAGCAAUAUGUCGAUAAAUAUCAGCAAGACGAUUUCCAUGAGACUUUAGACGAACUGCAACUGGAUCGUGGUUUACCCAGGAUAAGAAAUUAUGACUUUAUUGUGGUUGGAGGAGGAACGGCCGGAUGUGUAAUUGCUAGUAGACUCUCGGAAAAAUUCGACGUUCUUUUGCUCGAGACGGGUGGGUUUCCACCACCUCAAACGUACAAUCCUUACCUCAAUAAUUACGUAAACAGCCAUCCGGCAAUAAACUACUUUUUCAAAUCGGUCCCCCAAACAAACUUUUCAAUGGAAGAUGGUGGCAUAGUAGAAAGCGUUCCUGGUAAGAUGCUUGGAGGCAGUGGUUCUCACAAUGGAAAUGUCUACAAUCGUGGAUCUCCUCUGGACUAUGAUCACUUUGCCGAACUCACGGGAGACAAUUCCUGGGAAUAUAAAAAUAUCAUAAAGCAUUACAAAAAGAUUGAAAACUUUAAUGGGCAACUUUUUUCAGAACGAGAUCGGUCAGCUUACUAUGGGUCUGGAGGUCUACUUACAGUGGACACCGACACCCCAAGAAUUCUUCCUGCCUGGUUCAGAGCUGGAGAAGAAUUGGGGUACAAAAGCGGAGAUCCGAACGGAUAUCAGAACGAAGGUUUUACAACGAUGGCCAAAACAAUCAAGAAUGGCGAACGACAUUCCAGCUUUGCCGCAUUUAUAAAACCUUUCCUCUACAAACGAAAAUCCUUGCGAGUCAUGCCAUACUCAGAAGUUGAUCAAAUCCUGAUCAACUCUGACAACGUCGCUUACGGCGUGAGGUAUAAGCGUCACGGCAUCCCACAAAUUGCUCACGCAGCGAAAGAAAUUAUUCUGAGUGCUGGAACUUUUUCAUCCCCACUUCUUCUCAUGAAGUCGGGAGUUGGGCCAAGAAAUGUUUUGAAGGAGGCAGGAAUUCCUUUAAAAAGUGAACUCCCCGGAGUGGGACAAAACCUGAGAGAUCAUGGAGCAGUAAUCCUACGUUUUACUGCCAAUAAUCCCGAUCGCUAUUCUCUCCCAAGAAUUGAAGAGCACAAUGUUGAGAGAGAACUGAAAAGAUUUCACAGCUACAAACGACGUGGGUACUUUACACGAUUGGAUGUCGGGCCACAAGCGUUCAUUGUUUCGCCACAAGCUAAAGCCAAAGGAGAAUCAGAGUGGCCUGAUAUUCAACUCGUCUUUCAACAGUCACCACUUUUGGGGAAUGACGACGUACAAAAUCAAAAUCUGGCAAUGCAGGUUGUUCUAAAUAGACUGGAAUCAGUGGGUGAGAUAGGACUGAAUACAACAGCCUAUUUGGAGGGGGAGCGAGAUGACACCAAGUUGGCCCUUAUCGAUCACAGACUUUUUACUAAGCAGCAUGACAUGGAUUCAAUGCUUGCUGCGAUUAAACUUGGUCUCAAAAUCAUGGAGGAAACAAAGCAUUUCAAAGCCAUGAAUGUAACUUAUACGCACGACUCGCCAGACGCUUGCAUGAAAAUAGCUCCUCGGUCAGACGAGUACUGGAGGUGUCACAUUAGAGAAAGGGGCUGGUCCUGGCUGCAUGUUACUGGCACCUGCAAAAUGGGCAAAUUUUCGGAUCCCAUGUCUGUCGUGGAUUCUAAGCUAAGGGUGAAGGGAAUUGAAAAUUUGCGUGUGGUGGACGCAAGUAUUAUGCCACAACCUACGAAUGCAAAUACGGCAGCUCCUACGAUGAUGAUAGCUGAGAAGAUAUCUCAGGAGAUUUUUACUGAAUAUCUGAAGCAAACAACUGUAAAGUCAGUAAAUUGACACCCGUCAACCACAACACGUGUGUUCACAAGCCUUGUUUGACUUUAUGUAACAUUAGUUAUUCCGUACCUGCAACACUUUUAAAAUAAAAUUCCACAUGGGAAAUACUAUCAUUUCA